Molecule: messenger RNA, 960 nt
Organism: Capsaspora owczarzaki ATCC 30864
Lineage: Eukaryota; Filasterea; Ministeriida; Capsasporidae
Exons: 1
Coding region: 1-960 (319 amino acids)
Source: RefSeq, a predicted model, not a curated record
AUGAUCAAGUUGAGGACAGUGACGAAAGAGGAGAUGAAGGUGCGCGAGGGCGUGGCGCUGCGAGUUACUUUGGCGGGCCGGCAGUUGUGGGUCCAAGCGAUGAUCCUGGAUGGGCCGGUGGUGCCGCUCCUGUUGGGCAUGGAUGUGCUGGCGGCGGCAAAUCCUGUCAUCGAUCUGGCGACUCGGACGGUGCGGUUCGAGAGCAUGAAGCCGGUUCGUGUCAGAGGCAAGGGCAGUCUGGGCUCGGGCGUCAUUGGCGUGGUGCAGCAGGACGAGGCUGCGCCCGCGGUGGUUGCAAAAGCGGCGGACGUGCAGAACGAGGCUAAGCCGGCGGUGGCGCAAGUGGCGCGGGACGAGGCUAAGCCGGCGGUGGCGCAAGAGACGGAGGCUCAGGACGAGACUAAGCCGGCGGCGACGACAGAGGCCAAGCCGGCGGCAGCAGCGGAGGAGGCGAAGCCAGUGGUGACGGGGACCAAGCCAGCGCCGGUGGCGAUCCAGCGGGAAGCGUCGGAGGCGAGGUUGCCGUCGUCAGUGGUGGCGUUCCGGCGACGUCGGAAGCGACAGAAACGGCGUAUGUUUGUGCGCUUGGUCGCGGCGGCCGAUGCGCUGGAGGUGGUUCUGCCCGAGGCGUACGCAGAGUUCGCUGAUCGUUUUGAGCCGAGCGGACCCAAGAAGCUGCCCGUGAGCCGACCUGGUUUUGAUGCGGUGAUCCGGAUUGACCCGUCCAAGCAGCUCAGGUGCGACCCGAACCGCAAGUUUGGCCGUGGCAAGGAGGAAGCCCUGAGGAAGUACGUGGAUGACGGCCUGAAGACUGGCAUGAUUGUGGAGUCCGAGUCCGCGUUCUGCUCCCAGCCCAUGUUCGUCAAGAAGGGUGAUGGCUGGCGCGUCUGUAUGGACUCCCGGCGUCUGAAUGAGGCGACGAUCAGGGAUCGGUACCCGUCGCCUGAUGCCUUGCGUUGA